AUGGAGAAGCAAUCACUAACUAUUAUUGGUGAUGAAGAAGUGACAGUUCGUAAGUCAUCAAAAUUUCAUCCAAGCAUUUGGGGUGAUUAUUUUAUCCAAAAUUCCUCGCUCUCUUAUGCGGAGGAGUCCACCCAAAGGAUGAUAAAGAAAGUGGAAGAAUUAAAGGUGAAAGUAAUGAGCAUGUUCGAGGAAACUAGUGACAUAUCACAACUUAUGAAUUUGAUUGAUUCAAUUCAAAUGCUUGGAUUGGACUACCAUUUCGAGAAUGAAAUAGAUAAAGCACUAAGAUUGAUCUAUGAAGUUGAUGAUAAGAGCUAUGGGCUUUACGAAACUUCUCUAAGAUUUCAAUUGCUUAGGCAACAUGGAUAUCAUGUUUCUGCAGAUAUGUUUAACAAGUUCAAAGAUGACAAUGGAAGCUUUAUAUCUUCCUUGAAUGGAGAUGCCAAGGGAUUAUUAAGCUUAUAUAAUGUCUCGUAUCUUGGAACACAUGGAGAGACUAUACUUGAUGAAGCCAAGUCUUUUACAAAACAUCGGCUUGUAUCCUUAUUGACUGAACUUGAACAAUCUUUAGCUGCGCAGGUCUCUCUUUUCCUUGAGUUACCACCAUGUCGAAGAAUCAAAAUUCUCUUGGCAAGAAAAUAUAUACUUAUUUAUCAAGAAGAUGUGAUGAGAAACAAUGUCAUAUUAGAACUUGCAAAGUUGAAUUUCAAUUUACUACAAUCUCUUCAUCAAGAAGAACUGAAGAAAAUUUCAAUGUGGAAUCCUCAAGCCGUUUAUUGUUUACCAGAAUACUUGAAAGAUUAUUAUCUCAAGCUAUUAAUGACUUGUGAAGAAAUUGAAGAAGAGUUGGAACCCAAUGAGAAAUACCGUAUGCUAUAUCUUCAAGAUGAAAUAAAGGCUCUGGCGAUAUCUUAUCUUGAAGAAGCUAAGUGGGGUAUCGAGCGACAUGUGCCAUCACUUGACGAACACUUGCAUAAUUCGUUAAUCUCCUCUGGGUGUUCUGCAGUCCCUUGUGUCUCUUAUGUAGGUAUGGGAGAAGUGGCAACAAAAGAGGUAUUUGACUGGCAUUCUAGUUUUCCCAAGGCUGUAGAAGCUUGUUGUGUGAUUGGUAGACUCUUGAAUGAUAUAAGAUCACAUGAGCUAGAGCAAGGGAGAGACCAUACCGCAUCUACAGUGGAAAGUUACAUGAAAGACCAUGACACAGAUGCAAAAGUUGCAUGCAAGAAGCUGCGAGAGAUAGUAGAGAAAGCAUGGAAGGAUCUAAACAAAGAGUCUCUUAAUCCAACAAAAGUACCUCGACUUAUAAUUGAAAGAAUAGUCAACUUUUCAAGAUCAAUGGAAGAAAUAUACAAGUACAAUGAUAUGUACACAAAUUCCGACACUAAGAUGAAAGAUAAUAUCUCUUUAGUGUUGGUUGAAUCUUUUCCCGUAUAAGAGUCUGACUUCUUCAAUAAGUCAUAGUGAGCAGAGCAUGUUGAAGAUUAUUAGAGGCAACCGUCACACUGUGACGAUGCUCAA
Messenger RNA from Zingiber officinale, 1518 nucleotides. Its product is annotated as (+)-germacrene D synthase-like. Bases 1 to 1434 code for a protein of 477 amino acids. The record is from RefSeq and is a predicted model, not a curated record. NCBI's taxonomy places the organism in Eukaryota, Viridiplantae, Streptophyta, Magnoliopsida, Zingiberales, Zingiberaceae. Gene Ontology annotation, molecular function: terpene synthase activity; magnesium ion binding. The transcript is spliced from 6 exons. Gene Ontology annotation, biological process: diterpenoid biosynthetic process.